AUGUUUUUUCUUAAAGACCUCUCGUUGAACUUGACGCUCCAUCCGUCGUACUUUGGCACGCAGAUGGACCAGUACUUGCGAGAUAAACUUCUUCUGGACGUUGAGGGUACAUGCACAGGUCAGUUUGGCUACAUUGUGUGUGUUUUGGAUUGUAUGAAUAUCGACGUGGGCCGGGGCAGGAUCAUCCCGGGCUCGGGAAUGGCUGAGUUUGAGGUGAAGUACCGGGCGGUGGUGUGGAAGCCGUUUAAGGGUGAGGUUGUGGAUGCUGUGGUGACCACGGUGAACAAGAUGGGUUUUUUUGCUGACGUGGGGCCCUUGUCUGUGUUUGUGAGUACCCACUUGAUUUCUUCGGAUAUGAAGUUCAACCCUUCGGCGAAUCCACCGGCUUACGUGAGUCCUGAUGAGACUAUAGAGAAGGGGUCUCGUGUGAGGUUGAAGAUUGUCGGUACGAGAACCGACGUGAACGAGAUCUAUGCUAUUGGUUCGAUCAAGGAGGACUACUUGGGACCCAGUCCUUUGUAA
Candidozyma haemuli is the source of this 522-nucleotide messenger RNA. It is a transcript of the gene RPB7, whose product is annotated as DNA-directed RNA polymerase II subunit. Bases 1 to 522 code for a protein of 173 amino acids. Gene Ontology annotation, molecular function: single-stranded RNA binding; translation initiation factor binding; single-stranded DNA binding. Gene Ontology annotation, cellular component: P-body; RNA polymerase II, core complex. Gene Ontology annotation, biological process: positive regulation of translational initiation; transcription initiation at RNA polymerase II promoter; DNA-templated transcription. The transcript has a single exon. The record is from RefSeq and is a predicted model, not a curated record. NCBI's taxonomy places the organism in Eukaryota, Fungi, Ascomycota, Pichiomycetes, Serinales, Metschnikowiaceae.